This is a messenger RNA of Polyodon spathula (Mississippi paddlefish), 2299 nucleotides long. RefSeq names its product nuclear receptor subfamily 2 group E member 1. The record is from RefSeq and is a predicted model, not a curated record. The transcript has 9 exons. Gene Ontology annotation, molecular function: zinc ion binding; RNA polymerase II cis-regulatory region sequence-specific DNA binding; nuclear receptor activity. Gene Ontology annotation, biological process: negative regulation of transcription by RNA polymerase II; anatomical structure development; cell differentiation. The coding region runs from base 1 to 1158 and encodes 385 amino acids. NCBI's taxonomy places the organism in Eukaryota, Metazoa, Chordata, Actinopteri, Acipenseriformes, Polyodontidae.
AUGAGCAAACCUGCAGGAUCAACAAGUCGUAUUUUGGACAUUCCGUGUAAAGUGUGUGGUGACCGCAGCUCAGGAAAGCACUACGGUGUUUACGCUUGCGACGGCUGUUCUGGGUUUUUUAAACGAAGUAUUAGAAGAAAUCGGACUUAUGUCUGCAAAUCUGGUAAUCAGGGAGGUUGCCCUGUGGAUAAGACUCAUAGAAAUCAAUGCAGAGCCUGCCGAUUGAAAAAGUGUCUGGAAGCGAACAUGAACAAAGACGCUGUGCAACAUGAAAGGGGUCCCAGGACGUCAACUAUACGAAAACAAGUGGCACUGUACUUUAGAGGACACAAGGAGGUCAGUGGUGCGACGCCCCACUUUUCAUCCAACGCUAUACCGGGUCAAGCUUUCUUCACGACAGUCUCCCAGAUAGAACCACACAACCUGGAGCUUGCUACAGUCUCCAGCACCCCAGAACGGCAGCCCAUCGUAGGGCUGGCGCAACCCACUCCUAAGUAUCCACAUGAAGUGAGCGCCGCACCAAUGUAUCUGUAUGAAGUAGCCACGGAAUCAGUAUGUGAGUCGGCAGCAAGGCUAUUGUUCAUGAGCAUCAAAUGGGCAAAAAGUGUACCAGCAUUUUCUACUCUGCCUUUACAAGAUCAAUUAAUUCUUUUGGAAGACUCCUGGAGAGAGCUGUUUGUUCUUGGAAUUGCACAGUGGGCCAUCCCAAUUGAUUCCAACACUCUACUGGCUGUUUCUGGCAUGAGCACAGAGAACACGGACUCUCAGAGAUUAAACAAAAUUAUUACAGAAAUCCAAGCCCUGCAAGAGGUAGUUGGCAGGUUCAGACAACUUCGACUGGACGCAACAGAAUUCGCUUGCCUCAAGUGCAUUGUCACGUUCAAAGCUGUGCCCACCCACACCGGUUCAGAGCUAAGGACCUUUCGCAAUGCACCAGCUGUUGCCUCACUACAGGAUGAAGCGCAGCUGACCUUGAACAGCUAUAUACACACAAGGUAUCCAACACAGCCUUGUCGGUUUGGAAAACUGCUGUUACUUCUGCCAGCUUUAAGAUCAGUAAGCCCCUCCACCAUUGAAGAGGUCUUUUUUAAGAAAACAAUAGGAAAUGUGCCAAUCACAAGGCUGCUUUCUGACAUGUACAAAUCCAGUGAUAUUUGAACAUGAAUGCUUAAUGUUUCAUAUGUCAACAGAGACGCGAGUCCCCAAACCUGAGGACAAAUUAAAUGUCUUUCUGACAAACUUUUUUACUGUUGACGAUAUUAACAGUAAUUUAUUGAACAACAUGAAAUGUUUUGCUUGGAGAUGAGAGUAAUUUCACUCGCACAAUUUGUUCUGAAUAUUUGAGUGAAGUUGGGAAGGACUGUCUGGUAACAGUAUGCAGAAGUUCAGCGCCAUUUAACUUAGAAUAGUGAAUGGUUUUCAGACCCGUGUAACGUUUUAUUGAAGGAAGACGCUUUCAUUUUCAGAACAUUGCAAAACUUGAUUGUAAAUGUAUUACGUUGAUCUAUAUUGUGUGGUACAACAGUAAGGUUUGUGAUAUACCUGAAUACUAAGGUACAAUUAAUUCUAAAUUCAAGGAGAGGUAUACUGUACUUAGUUUUAUUUGGGUUUUUUUUUUGUGUGAUUUACUCCUGUUUUUUUAUAUGAAAAUUUAACUCGCAUCUCAAAGGCAGACAAGCUUUACAAUCAGCGUGCAUUUUCAGUGUGUAAUAUACAGCAAAAGAAACCAAAUAAAGUAGAAUAUGUUUGCUCCAGGCAGCUAGUCGCUGUCCUUGACACAGUGCUGAAACCAAAGGCGAUACUUUUGGAGAACGCUAGGUGUGGGGAAAGGGCGUGCUGUGCCAAAUACAUGGCAUGGUCAAUGCCUGGAUUGUUUCUGAGGAUUAAACAGAAGACACAGCUAUGAUAUUAAUUUAGCCUUCAGUCAGUACUUUGACAAGUUUAAUCAUAUAUAAGCAGCUGCAGGCAAAAUAUUGCUUUUACUUAAAAAAAAAAAAAAAUGUUUUUGCGCUGAUGUGGCGGGCUGUUGUUUUGUAAGUACUGUAGACACUAGCACUGAGAAAUUCAGCACUUAGACUUUGAUAGAAUAUGUUAAAUUGUUUUGUUGUACAAAAAGUGAAGUAUUACCUGACUUGUGAAAUAAGUACUGUUGUAUAUGAUUAGAAUAAAUAAUAUUGAACGCUUUUUUGUUAUUUUUUUUUUUCACUGCACGGUGCACGGUGCAUGGCACUGCAUUACUCACAACACAACUAUUGAAGUUUCUAUGGAACAAGUUUAUUUUUGCAUUGCUGGCAAUGCA